This is a messenger RNA of Necator americanus (New World hookworm), 471 nucleotides long. RefSeq lists its product as uncharacterized. The transcript has 3 exons. NCBI's taxonomy places the organism in Eukaryota, Metazoa, Nematoda, Chromadorea, Rhabditida, Ancylostomatidae. The record is from RefSeq and is a predicted model, not a curated record. The coding region runs from base 1 to 471 and encodes 156 amino acids.
AUGCUAGCAGUAUCCCGUUUCACGCGAGUGAGGGACGGGAUUCGAAGUUCUCUCCUACGUCAACGAUCGAAGAUUAGAGACGCCGCCGCGUUUGCCAAGGAAAGUAAAAUAAGGUGGGCCGGACACGUGAUGCGCUUUAACGACAGUCGUUGGACCAGAGCCGUGAGCGACUGGGUUCCCCGCGAUAUUAAGCGCACUACGGGAAGACCGCCGACCCGAUGGUCAGAUUUCUUCACGAAGUCCUUCAAAGAAAAUUAUGAUGCUCUUCGUGUCCCACGCGAAAGGAGGAACCACGCGGCACGCGAUCAGGACAAAUGGAAGAAUUACUGGCGCCCGCUCGACCAGUUCAAAGAUCAACGGAAGUCAAGUGCGCUUGAACUUAUCUUCACACCUAAAACGUUUCACAUAGCAUUAAUCCAAAAUCACACCCCUCAGGGGCAGUUUGUGACAGGAGAGAGAGCAAAGAGCUAA